GAUGCUCUCCCUAUCGUUCUGUCCGUAUUCGAUUGGUCCAACACUAAAACCGCAGCACCCUGCCCACAUUACUUAUCCAAGCUUAUAGACCAUAAACAAGAAGACGACGGAGAUGUUAAAUCUCCUGCAAAUGCUCGUUUCAAAGUCCUCAAGCUUGUUGCAGCAACUUCCUGUGCAGCUCAAACUUCUGGCCGUUUUCCUCGUCCUCUUAUACAAAUGGUACUCUUUCAGAAUCUCAUCCGUACCACCUUCUCCACGAAAGCUGCCUGUGAUGGGAAACCUCCAUCAAAUAAGCAUAUACCCUCAUCGUUCACUUGAAGCCCUAGCUCAAAUCCACAGUCCUCUCAUGCUGCUCCAUUUCGGAAGCAAGCCGGUCCUUAUUGUCUCAUCGGCCGAGGCUGCUAGCCAGAUCUUGAAAACUCAUGAUCUCUCAUUCUCUGACAGACCCAAGACCGCCUUCUUCAAGAAGCUUCUCUACAAUUUCAAGGACGUUGCGAUGGCACCGUACGGUGAGUACUGGAGGCGGAUGAAAAGUAUAUGUGUCCUGAAUCUCUUGAGCAGCUCUAGGGUUCGCUCUUUUCGUUAUGUGAGAGAAGAAGAAACGGAGUCUAUGAUCAACAUCAUCAAGCAGUCUUGUACUCUAUCCUCAUCAGCCUCGUCGACAUCCUCUGUUUUGAAUCUAACCGAGUUGUUUCUGAAGCUUACUAAUGAUGUCAUCUGUAGAGUAGCUCUGGGAAGGAAGUACAGUGAUCGCGGGGAAGGUCGAGGGAGGACGUUUAUGGAGCUUUCCGGAGAAUUCAUGGAGUUAUUGGCGCGAAUCAAUAUCGGUGACUAUAUUCCAUGGCUUGCUUGGUAUACACGUCUUAAUGGCUUGGAUGCUAAAUUAGACAGUCUGGCUAAACGGUUCGAUGAAUUUCUGGAUAUGGUUGUUCAAGAGCAUAUUGAUAGUUCAAAGGGGUCUGAAGGAGAUGAGGAUGCAGGCCAAAAGGAUUUAGUGGACAUUUUGCUUUCGGUUCAAAAAGAAGACACUGUUGGUAUUCCCAUCGAUAGAGUGAGCAUAAAGGCUAUCAUCUUGGAUAUGUUCGUGGGUGGCACCAAUACUACAUUUACAAUUUUAGAAUGGGCGAUGUCCGAGCUUCUCAAGCAUCCAAGCAUUAUGGAGAAAUUGAAAAAUGAGGUAAGGAGAAUAGUCGGAGACAAAAAAGGCAUGAUAACCGAGGAGGAUUUGGUCGAAAUGAACUAUUUGAAGGCAGUGAUCAAAGAGACUCUUCGCUUGCAUCCUCCAGUUCCAUUACUAAUGCCCAGGAUUGCUACCAAAAAUGCAAAGAUAAAUGGUUACAACAUUAUGUCCGGCACACUAGUUCUUGUUAAUGCAUGGCAGAUUGGAAGGGAUCCAAAGUCAUACAACGAACCUGAAGAGUUUAUACCAGAAAGAUUUUUAAACAACGUCAUAGAUUAUAAAGGGAACGAUGGUUUUCAGUUUAUUCCAUUUGGGGCUGGUAGAAGGAGUUGUCCAGGAAUUCAGUUUGCCAUGGCUGUUCAAGAGAUUGCUUUAGCGAAUUUGGUUCACAAUUUUGAUUGGAUUUUGCCUGAUGGUGCAAGAGGGGAGGAUUUAGACAUGACUGAAAAUCCUAGUUUAAAUAGAAAUUAUCCUCUUCAGGCCUUGGCUAUACAAUAUUCUUGCUAAGAUUAAUGAGAAUGUUGUACUUUGAGGUAACUCAUAUUUCAUGUAUUUGGAUUCAUCCUUAUUUUCUUUCCCUUGUAAUUAAUAUAUAGUUCUCAAUG
Messenger RNA from Fragaria vesca subsp. vesca, 1785 nucleotides. Its product is annotated as cytochrome P450 71A24-like. The record is from RefSeq and is a predicted model, not a curated record. Lineage: Eukaryota; Viridiplantae; Streptophyta; Magnoliopsida; Rosales; Rosaceae. Gene Ontology annotation, molecular function: heme binding; monooxygenase activity; iron ion binding. The transcript is spliced from 2 exons. The coding region runs from base 113 to 1687 and encodes 524 amino acids.